Molecule: messenger RNA, 2421 nt
Organism: Cyanidioschyzon merolae strain 10D
Lineage: Eukaryota; Rhodophyta; Bangiophyceae; Cyanidiales; Cyanidiaceae
Product: similar to DnaJ-like protein
Exons: 1
Coding region: 1-2421 (806 amino acids)
Biological process (GO): protein refolding
Cellular component (GO): cytoplasm; cytosol
Molecular function (GO): Hsp70 protein binding
Source: RefSeq, a predicted model, not a curated record
AUGUUGCCCACUGGUGAACGGUUUGGGGGAAACAGAAUGGAGCUGGGGGGCGACGGAGCUUCACACCACUUGACGGGUAGCGCUAGGUUACCUGCGGCUUCUGUUCACGCUUCUGGACAGACCAGGAUGAUAAACUCCGGGAGCGAUGAACGGCUCGGUCAUGACGGGAGCCCUGCGCGUGCGGUCCGUCGCGCUAUGCGUCCGUCGGGGACGCCCCAGUUCAAGACGCUCGGGAGACCGGUGGCGUCUGCUGUACGUGCGAUAUCCGAGAGUCCCGCCAUCGCUGUGAACGCGUUCCCGGAUAUCGCCUUGCGGCAGCAGGACCUUGGGUCCUUGUAUGGGCCGACCGGCGGCGAGCAAGCACCGCAAGGCACAACGAACGUGGCGAGGGCACAGGCGCCUUUCGGCGUUGGUGUGCGUAACUUGCUGGAGCAUGGCGCGACCAACGGUUUGCGGUCCUCGCAAAACUCCGAUUCCUCAACGGAGCAGCAUGCAUCGAUGGAGGCAACUGCUUCUUGUCUGGACGGGCACUCAGGCGCCAACCUAGAGGCACCCCAACGGCUCACGUCCGUGCUGAACUCGAUCGAGCAGCUGCAAAUGCCCCCGCCGCUGACCGAGGAGCGUGACCGGUUGUAUCAGGUCCUUGGGAUACCGCGGGAUAUGCAUAAUUUGCGUCAGAUUCGGAACGCGUAUCUUCGAGAGAUAUGCAAGUACCAUCCAGAUCGCAUAACGGCCUUAAUGAACGCGUACCGACGAUGUAGUGAACAUGCUCACUGCAGCAGAGAGACGACGGAGCAGGGCUUGGAACGUUUGGAGAACAUUCGAAAGGCGUAUGUGGAUCGAACGCAAGAGAUUCAACUUGCCUUUGAGACGAUCAGUGACCCCGAGCGCCGUCGCGUCUACGAUACGUUUGGUUACCGCUGCGUGCGGGAUCGGCGUCUCUUGAACAUGAUUCUGCAACUGAGCGAUUUCAUUCGAUGUCGCAGUUUGAAAACUCGGCAGCUUCGGGAGCGGGUGCUCCGUGCCUCACGGAAUCGCAGUGGACCGAACGCUGGCGAUCACGCUAGCACUGAUCAGGGGACGGCUAAUGCAGCGACCACGACUCCGUACGGUUUCACUGGCGCUGGGGGUCCCGCAUACGGCUGGUGGGAUAACGGAUGCAGCGCGUCGAUAGCGGAACGUCAAGGUCUCGAUCGGUGCCUCCACAAGAUGCCCUGUGAUACUGUGUCAGAUUCUGCCUCGCAACCUGAAAAGCUCAGCUUGUGGUCUGGGCACAGCCUGUCUUCGAGCGCGAGCACUGGCACCGAGGGCACGGAUCGUGGUGAUGGCCAGCGGGCCACGAAAUCGACGAGCAACGCAACAGCUGUGCACAACAUCGUGCACGAGCUCGCUUUUGAUCUGGCAGACUUUUACCGGGGUCGGGCGAUACGCGUUGCGAUUGAGAGAUCGGGCUUUGGGUUAGACGGACGACCUUGCCGCGAGGAGUGCGCGCUCACGAUCCGGGUGGAACCUGGCAUGCGCGAUGGCGAUCGGGUGGAAUUCCCCGGAUGCGGAAACGCCGCGUAUCCAGGGGCGGAAGCCGGCGCUGUCAUCUUCGUUCUGCGAGAGAAGCCGCAUCCGCGCUUCACCCGUGUAGGCGAUGAUUUGCGAAUGCGCAAGAAGCUCACACUGGCAGAGGCGUUGUGCGGGUUCUCGUUUACGCUGAAACUUCUGGACGGACGCACCAUCAUGGUGCAGAGUCGUGACGGCAGCGUGACACGCCCCGGCACGGUGAAACGGAUCCCGCACAAGGGCAUGCCAAAACGGCGAAGAUAUGCAAGUACACCGCUCGACUAUGGAGAUCUUUUUAUUGAAUUCGAUGUAGAAUGGCCACGUGACGGUGUCAUCCGCGGACCCGCGAAAGAACAGCUCCUGGCAGUGCUGGCGACCAUAAGUAGUGAGAAUGAUAUGUGCAAAACUCGAGGGAUGGAGCGCUCGGAAAGCGCACAGCUUGGCGAGACGAACCGGACAAGUAUCGAAUCGGUUCGAACGAUAGAUGAAGCACGACACUCGUUCGACGAUUCCAUGGACGAUAUACCGACACUAACGUCGAACACGGCCAAUCAACGAGCCAUGUCGUCGUAUACACCGUCUGCGAUCGAUGAUAACGACGACGAUGAUGACGAUGAUGAUGAUGAUGAUGACCAUGACGAUGCCGAGAACACCACCGGCGACGAAAGCGAUGAAGACGCAGCUGCUUGCGUCGAAGAAAUUGUCACCGCAGAAAAAGUCCGAAGGUUGCCGCCCGAAUGGAAAGCCUGCCCUCGAUGCCAUCAGGAGAAGACACGCGCGAGGCAAUCAUCGUCGGAUUUGCCUCGUAUCUCCAUGGUGACAGAUGCAAGCUCUCGCGAGCUCUCCCGCAGUUUCUCACUGGAUCACUGA